Molecule: messenger RNA, 1056 nt
Organism: Dicentrarchus labrax (European seabass)
Lineage: Eukaryota; Metazoa; Chordata; Actinopteri; Moronidae
Gene: chlsn
Exons: 6
Coding region: 167-868 (233 amino acids)
Source: RefSeq, a predicted model, not a curated record
UCUUUGAAGCAGCCGCACACGUCGACCAAUCACAGAACGAGAAGAGAAAUCCCUCAAAUCACGAUUCACUAAGGCGAUAUCACUUCCUGGUUGAGUUCCCAUGCUGGUUUUGUGCUUUCCGCUGAGACCUGCACGCUUUUAUCAUAGUUAAAGAGUAAAUAAUCUCAUGGCUAAAGACAAAUCCUUGAAACCAGACACAAAUCCUCCUAAAAGGAAGAAGUUGAGCUCGAAUGCCAGCGAGGUUCACGCAGAAGAAAUGAUGAACACUAAAGAACAAAAGAAAAGGAAGAAGAUGGAAGUGGAGGAGCCUUCAGAUGUGACAGUCACACCAGCUGAUAAAAAACAGAAAAAGGAAAAAAAACGCAAAAAGAAACAAGCGACAGGACAAACAGAGAUUUCUGAUCCACCCCGUGGCCCAGAGGGGACACAUGAGCUGGAGGGAGAGGAGGACUUGACCCCUGAGGAGAAGAGGGUUCUGGAGAGGAAGAUGAAGAAGAUCCUGAAAAAGGAAGAGAAGAAGAGGCUUAAAGCUGAGGGAGAGACCUUAGAGAGAACUGAAACAUCAGGACCAACUGCGGCUCAGCAGGCCUUAGAUUACCUCACCUGCUGGGCUGAAACCCGUACAAAGUGGAAGUUCCAGAAGACCAGGCAGACGUGGUUACUACAGCAUAUGUUCGACUCCGAAAAGAUCCCUGAUGAGAAGUUUCCCAUACUGCUCCAGUACCUGGAGGGGCUGCGUGGAGGAGCCAAAGACACCACAGUGAAGAAGGCCUUAGCCCUGGUUGAAGAGUCAGGACAAGCACCAGAGGACAAAGCUGUCCAACAGAGGGCGCACAGAGCCAGAGAACUUAUACAGCUGCUCUCCUGAACCCACCACCAUCAAAGAAAGAGACCAACUAAAAAAAAAAAAGACUGAACCAUGUUUGUUUUAUCAGUGGACUGAAUGAUUGUCCUGGUCUCAGGCUAUGAUUAAAACAUGUUGUUUUAUAUGUAGUUUUUUGGAAGAUUGCUUUGGGGAAAGGAUGAGUUUUCAUUAAAUUAUCAGUAUUGCUCACA